Molecule: messenger RNA, 1314 nt
Organism: Oikopleura dioica
Lineage: Eukaryota; Metazoa; Chordata; Appendicularia; Copelata; Oikopleuridae
Source: the annotation of a GenBank genome assembly
AUGCAGGAGAAUGUGGACAGUGACGUAUUCUUUUUCACUAAGGGGAUGCGAGGCGCCAGGAUUGUCGAUUCAGACAUCUUCCCAAACCACUGGCUUCUCGGUGGAAUCUUUGACGCUCCAGAUCCGAACCAAAUCGGCCUCUUCCGAACAUGGGAAAUGCGAAACAUGAGGCUGAUGCAAGACAGAUACGGCGAAAAAGGGCCCAUUUACAUUUUUCUCGGGCUGACUCCCUUCGUUUUCGUCCACGAAGCUCCCUGUCUCGAAGCUCUGUUGAGAUCUCAAGUGAAUCGAGAGAAAAACUUUGGAUACGAUUUUCUGAAACCGUGGCUUGGUGAUGGCGUGCUGAUUUCGGCCGGGAAAAAGUGGCAACAUAGAAGACGAAAUCUCAAUUCGGCUUUUCAUUUCAACAUUUUGUCCAGCUAUUUUCUUAUGAUGCGAGAAAUCGUCGAUGAGUACAAAGAAUCGCUGACAAAGAGGGUUAAAGAAGGGAUCAAGGAGUUCGAGUUUCAUGAUGAAUUCAACAAGCUUUCUCUUCAAAUCAUCAACUACACCGCGAUGGGCUUCAAACUCAACUACAACGACCCUCUCGCAGAGCGAUACCGAAAAGACGUUGACAAAAUCAAACGAUCCCUCCGACGAGCCCUCCCGUUUCUUGACAAUCUUCUUUACUCGCACUUUGAGCAGAACGAAAUCGACUGGGAAGGCGUCAAGGAAGAAAUGGAAGUGUUUAUGUUCGCCGGUCACGAUACAACAACUGCUACGUCUGUUUUUGCGCUUCAAUUCAUCACGGAAAACAAGGAAGUUCUGGCGAAGGUUUUGAAGGAACAAGAUAGUAUUUAUGGCGACUCAGAUCGCGCUAUCGAAAUGGAAGAUCUGAAAAGCAUGACGUAUCUGGAGCAAUGCAUCAAAGAAACACUACGACUUCGAGCCCCAGUGCGAGAGUAUUUCAGAAAAGUAAACGAGUCGCCACUGAAGUCAUCAGAAGGAGACAUUCAUAUUUCCGAAACAGCUUCUAUUUCCAUUAACGCAGAUUUCAUCCAUCACAGCGAAAAACAUUUUCCAAAUGCAUUUACUUUCAAUCCUUCCCGCUGGUCAUCUGAAGAAAGACGCCAUCCUUACGCUUUCAUUCCCUUUUCCGCGGGCCCCAGAAAUUGCAUCGGUCAAAAAUUUGCGAUGAUCGAACUGAAACUGGUUCUAGCGACGCUUCUACGAAAUUUCAAAUUUCAGCCAAAGAUAAAAUCCGAAGACACGAUCAUUGCUUCUGAUUUCAUUUCAUCUCCCUGGCCGGGAUGCUGGAUUUCUGUAACAGAAUAA